AUGGACACACUGUAUAAUGAUUUGAUGAAUCUAUGUUCUCAAGACGAAAUCUUCUAUUUCAAAGACACUCGUUUACACGGUAUAGACUACCGUAUAUUCAAUCAUCGCCUUUGCUCCUAUGGACGAUUCCAGACGCAUCCGGCAGCUCGAAAUUGUUGUGGAGUUAUGUUCAACAUUACAAACACAAAAUGUGCACAACUCGUUUCAUUACCCUUAGAAAAAAUUUUCGAUUACGAAGAAGGUUUUGGUCAGAAGCAAUUUCAUGAACGUGGUCGACUCGGUGUUAAAAUGGAUAAAAUGGACGGAUCACUGAUGACAACAUUCUUACAUGGUAGAGAAUCGAAAGACCAAAUACUUCGACUGAAAUCUAAACAAUCAUUAACAUCGAAUCAAGUUCAAGAAGCUAUGCGUUUACUUAAAGGUGAAUUCAAAACUGAACUAGAACGUUUAGUUUGUCUUAAUUACACAGUCAAUAUGGAAUACACAACGCCAUCCAAUCAUGUGUUUGUUGCUUACGCAGAACCUCAGCUGACUGUUCUAUCUAUUCGAUGUCAUGAAAACGGUGAAACUCUAUUUGGUAAUCGACUAAGAGAUUUUCUACUCGAACGUCAUUUUCUGACAAUUGUGAAUCGUCUCGUUCCUUUUCAAACCAUUCCAUCCAAUGUCACACAAAAACAAUUGCUUGAAGAUACUUACCAAGAAACGUUGUGCGAAGGUUAUGUUGUGGAGAUCAUACAUCCUGGAAGAUCUUCGUACCUCGUCAAGAUCAAAACACAAAAGUAUUUUAUGAUUUAUGGAGAUCGUGGAACCGAAAAUUCUCCGAGAGCAUUAUUCGAAGCGCUCAUUUAUGGAGAUAAAGAACAUUUAAUAGAUCUCUUCAAAGACGACAUCACAACAUUGGAAAGAAUCGCAGACAUGGAGCAACAUAUACGACCGAAAUAUCAUCACAUUAUUCAGUUAGUUGAAGAGUUUUACUUAUUGAACAAACAUUCGUCGAAAAAAGAUUUCGUACGCUCAGUCACCAAUAGUGAACAUAUGAAGAUUUAUUUACCACUUUUGGUGAGAUUAUAUAGUGGCGACGAUAAUGAUUAUAAAGGAUUCGCGAUGAAACAUGCAAAAGAUCUCUUCGGAGUAGGUGGUAAAAUGUAUCAAGACAUGAUAACGAUGCAUCAAGACAAAAAUGGCGAGUAUAAGUCAAAGUGA
Molecule: messenger RNA, 1203 nt
Organism: Adineta ricciae
Lineage: Eukaryota; Metazoa; Rotifera; Eurotatoria; Adinetida; Adinetidae
Source: the annotation of a GenBank genome assembly